GGAAGAGGAAAAUGGCACAAACAACCCCGAGCGCCGGGACCGCUGAGGAGGAGGAGGCGCCGCCGCCCCGGGCCGCGCGGCCCCUUUAAGAGGCGCGGAGUCGCCCCUCCUCCUCCUCCUGCCCCUUCCGGAGCCGGCCGGACCCGGGGUGACGGCGGUCCCCGCGCCCCUUCCCCCUGCCCGCCCCCUUCCCCAUGGUGCCGACCCCGGUGGCGGGGCGGUUGCCAUGAACAGCAGCGGCCUGCCCUGCUCGUCGCCGUCGCCGGUGGUGGGGCCGCCGCCGGGGGCGGGGGUCGGCGUGGCGGGUCCGGCGGCCGGCGGGGCGGGGGCCGGCGGCGGCGGCGGGGCCGUGAAGCUGAAGUUCUGCCGCUACUACGCCAAGGACAAGACCUGCUUCUACGGCGAGGAGUGCCAGUUCCUGCAUGAGGAGCCGGGCGCCGCCCUGCCGGCCCGGGCCCCGCCGACCCCCCUCGGCGGGCUCCCGCUCGGCAUCCCCCCACCCGCCGCCGCCGCUGGGACGAGCUACUCGGCUCACGGGGCCAGCUCGGGCCCGGCGGCAGCGGUGGUGGGGCCUAAGAAAGCCGAGCUGGGGGCGGGAGGCGGUGGCGGCGGGGGGCUGGAUGGCCCGCGGCUGGCGAUUCCCGGAAUGGAUGGUGGUGGGUUAGCUGAUGCUAAUCUAACGGAUUCAUACUUUAGCACCAGCUUCAUUGGCGUUAAUGGAUUUGGAAGUCCUGCUGAAACCAAGUAUCCCAUGAUGCAGAGGAUGACAAAUAGCAGCAGCUCCCCUAGCCUUCUCAAUGACAGUGCCAAGCAGUACGCAGGCCAUGAUCCACUAACUUCACCAAAUUCAUCCUUGUUUAAUGACUUUGCUGCCCUCAGCGUAUCUCAAAGGAGGAAGCUGGCAAAACCAGCAUUUCCUUCGUUUAUCACUGACUUGGAGGACAGAUAUAAUACAGUCGUGCCCAGGAAGUAUCGACUGGGAAUGCUGGAUGAGAGGAUAGUUCCCGUGGGAUCAAAAGCAAGAAAAUCAAAGAACCCUAUUGGCUGUCUGGCUGACAGGUGUAAAACAGGAGUACCCAUCAAUAUGGUUUGGUGGAACAGAGUCACAGAAAACAAUUUACAGACACCAAAUCCUUCUGCAAGUGAGUUUAUUCCUAAAGGAGGAUCAACCUCCAGGCUGAGUAAUGUAUCCCAGUCAAGUAUGUCUGCCUUCUCUCAAGCCUUGUUCUCUCACCCCUCCAUGGGAAGUCCUGCUACUGCUGGGUUAGCACCAGGAAUGUCACUGUCAGCAGGAUCUUCUCCUCUUCAUUCUCCCAAAAUAACUCCUCAUACAUCUCCUGCUCCUCGAAGAAGAAGUCAUACUCCUAACCCAGCAAACUAUAUGGUGCCUACUAGUGCCUCUGCGUCUGUCACUAACGCUGUCUCUCAGCCUCCAUCUACUGGCCAGGUGAUCCAGAAGGAAACAGUGGGUGGAACAACGUACUUCUACACUGAUACAACUCCAGCACCUCUCACAGGAAUGGUUUUUCCAAACUACCACAUCUACCAUCCAGCUGCACCUCAUGUUGCUUACAUGCAGCCAAAAGCAAAUGCACCUUCCUUCUUCAUGGCAGAUGAGCUCAGACAGGAGCUCAUCAACAGACACUUAAUAACUAUGGCCCAGAUUGAUCAGGCUGAUAUUCCUGCAGUUCCUGCGGAAGUGGACAGCUACCACAGUCUCUUUCCUUUGGAACCACUGCCACCGCCCAAUCGUAUACAGAAAACGAGCAACUUUGGGUACAUUACAUCGUGCUAUAAAGCUGUAAAUAGUAAAGAUGACCUGCCCUAUUGCCUUCGGAGGAUACAUGGUUUCCGUCUUGUUAACACGAAGUGCAUGGUAUUGGUUGACAUGUGGAAAAAGAUUCAGCACUCAAAUAUCGUAACUUUGCGUGAAGUGUUUACCACUAAAGCUUUUGGAGAACAUUCUCUAGUGUUUGCAUAUGAUUUUCAUGCUGGAGGAGAGACUAUGAUGAGCAGACACUUCAAUGACCCUAGUGCUGAUUCCUAUUUCACAAAACGGAAAUGGGGUCAGCAUGAUGGACCUCUGCCACGGCAGCAUGCGGGGUUGCUUCCAGAGUCUUUGAUAUGGGCAUAUAUUGUGCAGCUCAGCUCUGCCUUACGGACCAUUCACACAGCAGGACUGGCGUGCAGAGUUAUGGAUCCAACCAAGAUUCUGGUAACAGGAAAAACAAGGUUACGAGUUAAUUGUGUUGGAAUCUUUGACGUUUUGACAUUUGACAACAGUCAAAAUAAUCCACUGGCAUUAAUGGCUCAGUUUCAGCAAGCAGAUCUGAUCUCCCUGGGGAAAGUUGUGUUGGCUUUGGCUUGCAAUUCUUUAUCAGGAAUUCAGAGAGAGAAUUUGCAGAAAGCAAUGGAACUGGUGACAAUCAACUAUUCCUCUGACCUGAAGAAUCUGAUUUUGUAUUUGCUGACUGACCAAAACAGACUUCGCAGUGUAAACGAUAUCAUGCCUAUGAUUGGUGCACGAUUCUAUACUCAGUUGGAUGCUGCUCAGAUGCGAAAUGAUGUUAUAGAAGAAGAUCUAGCAAAGGAGGUGCAAAAUGGAAGGUUGUUUAGGCUCCUAGCAAAAUUGGGAACAAUCAAUGAGAGGCCAGAGUUUCAGAAGGACCCAACAUGGUCAGAAACUGGAGACAGGUAUUUACUAAAGCUCUUUCGAGAUCACCUUUUCCAUCAGGUGACAGAAGCGGGUACUCCUUGGAUUGACCUCAGUCACAUUAUCUCAUGUCUUAACAAGUUAGAUGCUGGUGUGCCAGAAAAAAUAAGCCUCAUUUCCAGAGAUGAGAAGAGUGUACUUGUGGUAACUUACAGCGAUUUAAAACGCUGCUUUGAAAAUACUUUUCAAGAACUGAUUGCAGCCGCAAAUGGUCAGUUGUAGUAUUUGCUGAAAGCAUGCAGGACAUUGCUGAGGAACUUAACCUAUAGCAAAUUGCACUACAGCUGAAUUGUUGUUGUCAUCUCAUUUCACAUUUGGGAAACAAACAGGAGAUGAGCAAAGCUGCUUGCACUUCAGUCAGGUACACUGUUACUUGAAGGGAAGAAUGUUUCACUUAUCCUAGAGCUAAGGCUGCCAUUGGAGGCUUUAUCUGUGAAGAAUUUAUUUUAGAUUAAGGAACACAUCAGGUGCAUGAUGUUCCUACUUUUAUUUUUUCCACUUGUAUAUGCACUAAUUUUAAUUUUUUUAAGACUUUUCUGAUCUCUGAAGUUUUGCCACAUUGUAUACUUAAGGGAAACUCUUUGCAAGGACAUUUCUGGGAUACAUUUUUGUCACUGAGGAUAUAGCAAAAUUUAUUCAUUUUUUGAUAUUAUUUGCACCCAGAAUAGCAUAAAGGACCAGGUAAAUAAUUUAAUAGAAAUUGUGUUCUAUUAAUGACCGUUUAGUUCGUAACCUCUGUAAAAGUGUGUUGUAUGCAAGCUCUGUAUGCCACCCACUGUUAGCUCAAAGAAAUGUGAGAAGAAGCAACUUUUUAAAACCAGUCAAGUGAAGCAUUGGUGAAUUGACUAAAAAGGAAAGAAAGUCCCCUGUCAUUCAAUUUAAACUUUGUCUAAGCGAAGUGACGAAAACAGCAUAAUGGGAAACAUCUUUAAUUUAAGGAGCAUAUCAAACUUGCUCUAAACACAACCAGCGCCUUUUAAAAACUGUUUGUACAUUUUCCUGGUAGUCAGAAGCAUUUACAUUUAUGCAAUUUUUUUAAUAGAUUUUUUUUUAAAGAAAUUGUUUAAAUGCCUGAAGUUUCAGGAGUGUAUUACUUUAGGUUAUUUACAGUAUAAUUUUUGUAUAAAGUUCUGUUCUUUGAACCACAGCUUUAUUAUGGUACGCUACACUGGAUACAGAUACAAAGACACUGUUAAAAGAAGAUUAACUAAACACAGCAGUUGUCUGGCAUCAAGAGCUUUUCAAGUUUUACGGCCUGAAUCUGGAGGGAUAAUGAUCUGCUGUGCCUUUGCAGUCACUGCUUAGCCCAAAGUAAUAUUACUUUUGCUAAUACUCAGCACAUGAAUAUUCCUGAAGUAAUUCAGUCUCAAAAGUCUGGAAUUUUGCUCCUCAAUUACCUUUCUAAUUUUUGGACAUGCAGUUGUCUCCAAACUUGGGUAUUCAUGGGAUUUCUAGUUAAACACCUACACUUUGAUACUGAAGACUGCCAAAUAUGUAGGAAUUUCCUUUCUUAAAGCAGUAGUGAAGACUGUAUCUAUCCUUUCCCAGCACUGAAUGUUUUAAUAGCACUGGGUGCUCACCAUGAAGAAAAUGUGGAAACUCAAAAGGUCAGGACAGACUCUAAGCACUUGCAACUGAUGUUACUGACAUCAAUUUUAAUGAUUCUCAAUAUUUGUAGUUUUCAGAGAAGUUUUUAAUAUUUCUCUGUCCACUUUUAUAAGCUUUAAAAUGAUUCUCCGCCUUGAGACUUGCAUCAAGAAAAAAGCAACUCUCUUCACAUCGAAAGCUUUGAAGACUAGGGACAUGCUUUACACAUUUUAGAAAAUGUGGUCGAAUCCACAUUAAGUAGCAUCAGUUGUUGAGUUUAAAAAUCAAUUAUUGUUGCAAUUUUCAAAGGAACAUAAUGUUUAAUAUUCAAACGAUAACAGUUGCCAGAAUGUUCUUUUUAAUGUAAAAGGAACAGGAACUUUGAAAAGUGAACAUGCAGAACAGUCUUUUAUCAUUAGCUCAUGUAUUUGAGGAAGAGCAGCUGUCUUUUCUAUGUUUUUUGACAAAUCAUAUUGUAAUUCUUUUGUACAAAAAAAGAAGUACUUGUAUUCUAGAAGAAAUAUGGAAUGCUUAAUUUAUAAGCGGGCUGAGGUUUUUUCCAGUAUUGUUUUCUUUGAAAAUGAAAGGGGAUCAUCUGUUCAGUUGUGGGGUUUGGGAACCUUUGAAAAUUUAAUUUGUGGACCAAUAUUUUGUGGAAGUGUAAGGCAGGGGUAAAAUAGGGCUUGAAUUCUCAUCCUUUUUAGACCAGCACACCCUCUGCAAGACAUGUCUAAAUUGCAAACCUGUGUGUAUUUGCAUAAUGUCAGUUUGCUUCAGCCCCUAGUAACCUCAGGACUUGGUUUAAAAAUAAAAAGGUAGACAGCUAAUAAGUUUUCAUACAUAAUGUCAGCCAGAAAAUAUUUGGUGUCAGGUAAUACAUAAAAUUAAAAAGGAGUUGAGCUUUGUUUUCUAUUUAUUUUAUUUGGUCUGUAUUUGGGAAUGAUUUGAACAGUCUGAAGUUCAGCUUGGGUGUUUUUUUGGGGAGAGCCCUUCUACCCCAUUUUAAUUCCAUUUAGAAGGUUGUCCUAAAGUUGUAGUUUAAUCCAUUCAUAGGAAGAACUGUGUAUCUGUAUUUAAAAGAAGAGUCACCAGGAUGUGCCCUCCCAGAUGGGAAAUUUAUUUCUGACCUUCCUAUUUUUUACAGCUAAAAGCACAGAAGGGACAACCUUUGAAAUCAUCUGAUGUUGGUCAUUUUAAUUUUUGUACCUGUUUUAAAUUUUGUUGCUGUAUUUACUAUAUUGUAAAUAUUUUGUUGAGGGUACCUAUGUAUUUUUGAUUUGCCCUUGUUUCAGUAAUUCAGGUGUCAACUGCUUCCCCUAAAAAGCACCAGUAUGUUAAGUUCUAAUGUCAUGAUCCCAAUAUGUGUUACUCAUCUUUAAUCCUGUUUUCAUUGUUCAUGUGUACAGCAGUAUUUUUAAUAAAGAAUACCAGAAGUAA
Messenger RNA from Camarhynchus parvulus, 5737 nucleotides. RefSeq names its product poly(A) specific ribonuclease subunit PAN3 (gene PAN3). The record is from RefSeq and is a predicted model, not a curated record. Gene Ontology annotation, biological process: mRNA processing; protein phosphorylation; nuclear-transcribed mRNA poly(A) tail shortening. Gene Ontology annotation, cellular component: PAN complex; P-body. Gene Ontology annotation, molecular function: poly(A) binding; protein kinase activity; ATP binding. NCBI's taxonomy places the organism in Eukaryota, Metazoa, Chordata, Aves, Passeriformes, Thraupidae.